AUGGCGCUGCGCGUGUUUGCGUGCGCGCGGGGACGUACGCGCAGUUUUCACGCGGUGUGCCUGGAGAAGGGCAUGAGAGGCGCUGGCCGCGCGUGUAUUGGCGUGUGGGAGUUCGGAGUAUGCCCGGAGGGCGUGAUGGUGCCCGAAGGGCGGUCCUCCAUGCGGAGGCUGAUAAGGACUGGCUACGCGACCAUCGAGAUCGAGCUGAAGAACGAGAAGGCGGCGGAGCGCUCGUACUUGUCGUACAUCGAGCGCACCGCGCCAAAGGAGAAGGAGCUCACCAAGGAGCAGCUCGCGGCAAAGGCCGCGGCACGCAAGGCCAAGAAGACCCGGCAGAAGGCGCGCCGGGCCAAGGAGGCCGGCGAGCGCGCCGAGAGCGUGGCCGAGCGCGCGGAGCCCCCGCGCGCCGCGCAGCUACGCGCGAACAUCCAGUACGUGAUGGCCGGGCUGCGGACUGCAGCUGCGCAGACGCGCGGCCAGGCCGGGUCCAACAUUGGGGUCGAAUACUCGCUGCCCCCGGAGAGGGGACGGGUAUCGACGCGGCCCCAGCAAGCUGUACGCCACGGUUCCCCAGGGGACCGUGGCGCGACGACGGUCGCACCAGACUGGCUCGCGAACGAGCUGGCCGGGCGCGGCAAGAUUGAUGCGGCAUGCCGCGACCGCAUGGUCAUGCACCUGAUGACGGCCGCCGGCGCCUCGGCGCCGGCCGACGCCGUGUUCAGGUUCACGGCCGGCGAGGCGAUGCAGACCGAGGACGACGACGAGGACACCGACAGCUCCGAGGAGUAUUCCGACGACGGGAGGGUGUCCGACUAG
Messenger RNA from Emiliania huxleyi CCMP1516, 816 nucleotides. RefSeq lists its product as hypothetical. Bases 1 to 816 code for a protein of 271 amino acids. The transcript has 2 exons. The record is from RefSeq and is a predicted model, not a curated record. Lineage: Eukaryota; Haptophyta; Isochrysidales; Noelaerhabdaceae.